Molecule: messenger RNA, 1239 nt
Organism: Paramisgurnus dabryanus
Lineage: Eukaryota; Metazoa; Chordata; Actinopteri; Cypriniformes; Cobitidae
Source: RefSeq, a predicted model, not a curated record
AUGGAGCAUGUGGGGGCCCUGAGGCCUGAGGGUGACACACUUGUUAGUCUCAGCCAAGAGAAUGAGGAAGAGUUAGAUAACCGCUCUGAAGCCAGUGAACAGAUUGAACACGGCACACAUUCUAAAGCAGCGAGUGUUUGUAGUCACGCUUCAGAAACAUCAACAGAAUUAAGACAUAGCAAAGAACAUAAAAGGAUGGAAGGGAUGAAAAGAGAAGUUAAACAACUAAAGAAAAUAGUGUUAGAGCAUGACCGUAAUAAGCACAGCCUAAUACAUUCAAAAGAACCUCUGAUAGUCUCAAUGCAAGGUGAAAUGUACCUUGAGAGGUCAGGCACCAGAUCAGGCAUGAACUACCACCCACUUUCUGAUCACGAGUCACAGGGCCAACUAAAUGCAGAGAGACCAGACACAGGAAGCGAGCGGAAGCAUCAAGUUUAUCAGUGGGUAGCAUCUCAAUCACUGAAGAGCAAGUUAUUAAACACAGAGCCAGCACCACUUCCAACGGCCACCUCACAACUUUUCGGAGAACCAGACCAAGAUAAGGUAGAUGGUACACAGUUUCCCAUAGUGGUGCACAAAGGAACUAAAAAAUAUCAACCAUGGACACAUAGUGAUCUCACUGCUAUAAUGAGUAAACUCCCACCGAUCACUAGUGGUGGAGGGAGAUGGUUAAAUAAAUUGAUUACAUUGAGUCAUGGUGUAGUUCUGGCCGUGGGUGAUAUCAGAUGUCUGUUAGGGCAAAUUUUAAGUAAAGCUCAAGUACAGGAUUUUGAAGAAAAUGCCAAUUUGACAUUGACAGAUAACGAAGCAUUGUAUAGUACGGUGAGUACAGACAUCGGUAUGGCGCUUAGGGCCCAGUUUCCCACUCCACCAACAGUGUACCAAAACAUUAAAUUUAAAAUUAAACCAGAUGAGACAGGAGCGGCUUAUUAUUUCAGAUGCAAUGCUGAAUGGGAACAAUUAACAGAAGAAAAUGGGUUAAAUAACCCAGUCACCAGGGACAUAUUCAGGUCAGCUGUAAUGGCAGGUGCACCAGCUGGAGUCAAACAAACCAUGGAAAAUAGUCCAGACAUCCCGUCAGCUUCUAAUGAACUAUGGGAGAGACAUUUGAUAUUUUACAUAGAAAAGGCCUUAGAUAAAUCUAAUAAAGAGUUGGCUGAGGUUGAUAGAUUGAAAAAUGACCUACUUAAAUUACAAUGGAGCAAGCAAAACAGGCCACUAACAAAAAGAAACAGAUGA